Messenger RNA from Drosophila bipectinata, 2587 nucleotides. RefSeq names its product nose resistant to fluoxetine protein 6. NCBI's taxonomy places the organism in Eukaryota, Metazoa, Arthropoda, Insecta, Diptera, Drosophilidae. The record is from RefSeq and is a predicted model, not a curated record. Gene Ontology annotation, molecular function: acyltransferase activity, transferring groups other than amino-acyl groups.
ACUCUUAUUAGCAAAAAUAAUAGAGUAGCUACAAUUCAAAAGCUACAAAUAACUUAAACUUUUAACAAUUAAUAUAUUUUAAAUCUACAGAACUAUUAAUGUCAAUAAGGUAAAUAAAUUUAUAUUGAAAAAAUUCAGUAGUUGCUUCUGUAACUUGACUAUCAGCCCACAACAUGACUAGCUGAUUGCAGUUGGCCAAAUCCUAGAAGAUAAGCCAUGAAGCGUUCGAUCUAAUUUAAGAUAAGGAGGGCUGCCCUCCGGAAUAUAAAUGGGGCAUUGGGGACCAAGCACUCAAUCAGUUUACAUAGUCGGACUGGAAAACAUGGUCAGGCUAUUCGUAGUUUUGUGGCUUAGCUCCCUGGCAAUGGUGAGUGCCCAAUUUGGGGAAAACCAGUUAGCCUUGGGUAAGCAAAUACCAGUCGGGGACUUGGGGGCCGAACAGUAUGCGGCCAUCUCAAAACUUCGACGUUUGUCGGUGGAGUUUGUCGAGCUGUUCCCAAACAUAACCGCAGGCGACCUGACGGGGGACCUUAGCAGGGCAGGACUACUUUCUGCGCAAGAGUGCCAGCUUGACAUAGCACUCCUAACAAAGGAUCUGGCGUCAUUUAAGAAGUGGGCUCUGAAAAUGGUCGACUCGUGGGGCUUCCUGCCUGCUGGAAUGCUCGUGGGAAACUUUUGGGACCUGGGCAACUUCGAUGAGUGUGUCGGCAUCGAGCAUGCUGUGUCUCUCAGUCAUAGAGUGCAGGGUAAGUACUGCUUCGCCAAGGUCCAGUUGGCCUCAGUGGUCCUCAAGACGGGUGUCUGUUUUCCCGCAUCCUGCUCGGCAUCCCACAUGGACACCGUGCUGAGAAGCCUGUUCCAAAACCUGCUUGACGCGGAGAUAAGUCAGGACGUGGAGAUCGUGAGCGAAGCCACAUGCCAGACGGCGGAGAAAAAGCCAUACGACGGCAUCACUAUAUUCACCAUAGUUCUUCUAUCGGUGCUGGGUGCUUUGGUAGCUGCAAGUUCAGUUUACGACUACUUCUUCCACCAGGAUGACAAGAGCCUCAAUGCCGUGGUCAAGGCGUUCUCGGCACGCGCCAAUUCCCGAGCACUGUUCCGGUUGGUGGAGCCCAAGUCGAACCCCAAUGUUAUAGAUUGCCUGCACGGAAUUCGAUGCAUGUCGUUCAUCUGGGUAGUUUUUGCUCACGACUACAUGGUCUUCGCAUCAUCUCCCAAUACAAACAUGCUUGACGCACUUUCGUGGAUAAAAUCCUUCUUUAGUCAGUUUGUCAUCCACGGAAUCUUUGCCGUCGACACGUUUUUCUUCUUAAGUGGCAUGUUGCUAGUUGUAAUCGCCCUUCGGACAAUGGAAAGGACCAAGGGCAAGCUCAACAUCCCCAUGAUGUACCUACAGCGGUAUGUGCGCCUCACGCCCCUCGUAGCCUUUGCCAUCCUCCUCUACCUGAAGAUCUUGCCCCUUUUGGGCGACGGUCCCCUUUUUGGCCAAAUAUCGUUUGACUCCUACGCAUCCUGCGAGGCCAACUGGCUAUGGACGCUUCUUUAUGUGCAGAACUACGCAACACGUGAUAUGUGCCUAAGCCAUUCCUGGUACCUGGCCGUGGACAUGCAACUCUUCAUCUUCGCGCCGUUCCUUCUUAUCGCCCUAUUCAGGUGGGGCAAGAAGGCGGCCGCUAGCAUCUUUAUCCUGAUGCUGCUUUUGGCCUCCUGUCUCUUCAGCAUGAUGGUUAUUAAAAACAUGUCUAUGAACGGGAGCGAAGAGGGCAGGGCCAAGUUGUAUUACACGCCGAACGUACGUGCGUCGCCGUAUCUAGUGGGAAUCCUAUUCGGAUACUUUCUGCACCUGACUCGCGGCAAGAAGUUCAAUCUGAACCCCAUCACUGUUCUGCUAGGGUGGCUAGUGGCGCUUGCUCUAAUAUUCACCUGCCUCAUAGCGGUGUACCGUGCCAGUGAUAUAUCCAUUGUGGAGGAGGCCUUGUUUGUGAGCCUUACCCGCAUCGCCUGGCCCUUGGGCCUCUGCUGGGUGGUGUUCGCCUGUAUGAAUGGGUACGGCUACUUGGCAGACAGCUUUCUCUCGUCCCCCCUGUGGCAACCCAUGUCCCGGCUCUCCUACGCCGCCUACAUCUUCCACAUGUUCAUAGAGUCCCUUAACAGUGGCAUUACCCGCACUAGCACCUAUUUCAGCGACUACCAAGUGAUGCUACGCUUCUGGGCGGAUCUUGGCUUCACGAUGAUUCUUUCUUACCUGAUGCACAUCCUGGUCGAGGCGCCUUUCGCCAAUUUGGUGACCAUCAUGAUGAGCCCAAAGAAUCCCAAGUCGGCAUCUGAUGAAACCCUCCAGACUAAGUCAGCGCCAACCGAAGAAGCUAUCGAACCUCCCUCUGAAGCUCCUGCAAGUCCACCCCUUACUGAAAGAAAGGAGAACCAAAGGUAAACGUGUUUAGAAUCGCUUACUUAUGUAAGAUGAAUUUUUUAAGAUUAAAAAAUAAACACUGAACAUAACCACAGCUCUAUAAAAUCAAAACAAAAAUGGACUGCAGUAGUCGCGUUUCUUGAUUAUAAAAGAUUACGGACAUUUAAAAUUGGA